This is a messenger RNA of Saccharomyces kudriavzevii IFO 1802, 768 nucleotides long. RefSeq names its product Ics2p (gene ICS2). The record is from RefSeq and is a predicted model, not a curated record. The transcript has a single exon. NCBI's taxonomy places the organism in Eukaryota, Fungi, Ascomycota, Saccharomycetes, Saccharomycetales, Saccharomycetaceae. Bases 1 to 768 code for a protein of 255 amino acids.
AUGGGCAAAUUUGAACAAAAAGAAAGGGACAGACUCAGCACUUUUAGCUUUCCUAAUACAGGCAGUCAAUCUAGCACCUCUAUAAAAUCACUCGGUAGCCCACUUUACGGACGUUUCAGCUCGCUCUCUUCAACCGAAUCUCAGUUUGAUAGUGGCAAACAACCACGUGAGUAUGAAAAGGAUUUCUAUUUUGAGGAGUCUCAUGGUGAAGCUUUAUUUAACCAGUUAAAAACUUAUUCCUUUCCAGGCGACAAGGAUGGAGUAAAGACGAGAAGGAACUCUUCCAUAUGUCCGAAAAAACCCAACGCAAUAUCGCCUUUAAGAAUAGAAAGUAACGAGUACUCAUCACACUCGCAUUUCCACUCAUUGCCACACGAACAUACAAAGCAAGUAGGACGAAGGAAGAGCUACCACAGGAAAAGUCACGCAAUCUCGUUUAGCAGGUCUUGUAAACCGGAUUUCAUUGACGAGUACGAUUCCAUCUCAAGUACAAGCUUUAAUUCAAGAAAAACUUCAAUAGCGAGCUCUUACUUGGACAAAGCAUGUCACUCCUUACCAGACACUUCAUAUACUCACCAAGAAUCUCCCAAAAGCACAAUAAUAAACACUAAUGAACAAUUAAGAAGAAAUGCACGUGGAAAGUUUGGAAGUUUAAAAGAAUUUGCCGAAAGAAAUCACAUCAACGUUGAGGGCAAGGUGUUUGCUCAUAAAUUGGAAACUGGAGACAUAUUGCAACCACUAAUUGAUCUGGAUAUUGACAAUGAAUGA